AUGAUUUCAAUGAAGAUGAAAAUACAAACUUCAAACAGCUGUACAAGUAUAUGCCCAAAGUCCAAUUUUCGGAUGCUAAUAUGUGGUAAUUCAGGGUCAGGCAAAACAAAUUUACUUUUUCACAUCCUUAUGAAACCAUUAGUCUAUUAUGAUCAGAUCCAUUUGUAUGGCAAAAAUCUGGAACAGGAAAAGUAUCAACACAUGAUAGAAACAAUGAAUGACAUUAGUAGCCAGGUUGGAUAUGACAUAAUGCACUGCAAUAAUGAUGACAUUAAACCUGUAAAUAGUCUGGAGAGCGAUGCCCAGAAAAUUGUAAUAUUUGAUGACUUCAUUUGUGUUAAAAACCAAAAGCCGCUUAUCGAUUACUUCAUUCAAGGCCGUCAUAAGAACUGUAGUGUUAUUUACCUGCCACGAUCAUUUUAUAAAACUCCAAAAGAUAUCAGACUAAACUGCAGCCAUUAAGUUAUUUAUAAUUUCCCUAGCAGUAAUGAGAGAAAUAUGAUCUCUAGAGAGCUGAAUGUAACAAAGGAUCAGUAUAUUAAAGCAACAAAACAGCCGUACUCAUUUCUGUAUGUUGACAAACCAAUGAAGACUGUCAAAAGAAACUUUUAUGGAAAUAUCUAAUAUACUAUUAUAAAAUGGGAAUUUUUAAUCAACAACCUAAUUAUAAUCAAUCAUAUACGGUAUUACUGGCCCUCAAGGA
This is a messenger RNA of Porites evermanni, 703 nucleotides long. NCBI's taxonomy places the organism in Eukaryota, Metazoa, Cnidaria, Anthozoa, Scleractinia, Poritidae. The record is from the annotation of a GenBank genome assembly.